This is a messenger RNA of Rubroshorea leprosula, 1609 nucleotides long. The record is from the annotation of a GenBank genome assembly. NCBI's taxonomy places the organism in Eukaryota, Viridiplantae, Streptophyta, Magnoliopsida, Malvales, Dipterocarpaceae.
AUAGAAGAGAGGGGGAGAGAUGAGAUGAGCUCAUGCUCCUUUCUUUCUUCUUUAAUGGAGUUCUGUUUUCUAUAAUGAGAAAUAAUAAUACUGGACUGAAACAGUAAAACCCUUCUCUUCUUUAGAAGAUGGCAGUACAAGAAGAUAAGCAUAUCCCUUCUUUUCUUCUGGAUGAUCUGUAUUGUGAGGAGGAGAGAUGGGAAGAUGGAGAAGCGGAAGAUGAUGAAGCGGGGGAGGUUUUACAGGGGGAGAGCCCCAGAAGCUAUAGCAAUGGUGGGUGCGGGUCAGACAAAAAUGCUUCAUUUUUCCCACUUUUGGUGUUGAAGCAGGAUUUGUUUUGGGAAGAUGAGGAGCUUCUUUCUCUGUUCUCCAAAGAACAGGGGAGCCAGUACAUUGUGGAAAUUGAUGAUGCUCUGUCUUUGGCUCGUGCUGAGGCUGUUGAGUGGAUGUUGAAGGUCAAUGCCCAUUAUGGGUUCACUACCCUCACGGCUGUUCUUGCCAUCAAUUAUCUGGACAGGUUCCUAUCUAGCCUUCAUUUCCAAAGGGACAAGCCAUGGAUGAUCCAGCUUGUGGCUGUGACUUGUAUUUCUUUGGCUGCCAAAAUUGAAGAGACCCAAGUUCCUCUUCUCUUAGACCUUCAAGUGGAGGAAUCAAAGUACGUGUUUCAUGCCAAAACCAUUCAAAGAAUGGAGCUUUUGGUUCUGUCUUCCCUUCAAUGGAAGAUGCAUCCGGUGACCCCACUUUCCUUCCUUGAUCACAUCAUAAGGAGGCUUGGCUUUAAGACCCAUCUCCACUGGGAAUUUCUCCGCCGAUGUGAGCGUCUCCUUCUCUCACUAGUCUCCGAUUCAAGAUCUGUCCGUUUUCUACCCUCUGUAUUGGCCACUGCAACAAUGAUGCACGUUAUAGACCAAGUCCAUCCUUUCCACUCCAAUGACUACCACAACCAGCUUCUGGACGUCCUUAAAAUAAGCAAGGAACAAGUAAACGAGUGUUUCAAGCUCAUUUUAGACCUGUCAAGACCCCAAAAGCGCAAGUACUGCGAGAUUUCGGUGCCAAGCAGUCCUAGUGGGGUCAUCGACGCUAUGUUUUGCAGUGACAACUCGAAUGAUUCCUGGGCUGUGGACUCACCCCCGGCGCCUGUGUUCAAGAAAAACAGAGGUAGCGGAGGGCAGGAACAGGGGACGCAAUUGCCACCGCCAUCACUCAACCGGGUUUUUGUGGACAUUGUGGGCAGCCCUUCUUGAAUCCCAGAGUAGAAUAUCCAUAUUUUUAGCAUAAUGUCUUUUUCAAUGCUACCUUCUAAAAUCUCUGCAAUUCCAAGGAGCCCCAGGAGCAGGAGACGGGUCAUUGUGGCAUUCCAUCAAACAGAUGGAGGGGAGACUGGAAGAAGAAUAUGUGCACAAGCUGCUGUCUUUUCCAUCCAUGUCUUUUCAGGAAAAAAAAUGGAUUAUAUAUGGGGACCUAAUAUAUUAUAUUAUUACCAUUACCAUAAAUAAAAUCCAAGAAACAUUUUUGUUCUGUCUGUAAUGAGAUAUUUGGGUCCUAAAUGAGCCAUUGCAUAUGCUUACGGAAAAAAUUGGGAGAGUGUGUCGGCCAAUGCCCCCAGUGG